Molecule: messenger RNA, 1167 nt
Organism: Aspergillus pseudotamarii
Lineage: Eukaryota; Fungi; Ascomycota; Eurotiomycetes; Eurotiales; Aspergillaceae
Product: PPP1R11/YPI1 family protein
Exons: 3
Coding region: 460-981 (173 amino acids)
Cellular component (GO): nucleus
Molecular function (GO): protein serine/threonine phosphatase inhibitor activity; protein phosphatase 1 binding
Source: RefSeq, a predicted model, not a curated record
GCCACCGGCGCCACAGAGCACUCGAGAAAGCCGAUGGCUAUGUUAGGGGAAGACCGGCUGGACGGCUGGGCCUAUUACGGGCUUUGAACAGGUCAAAAUCCGGCCUUUUUGCCAGAUCUGAUGCGUUUUAUAUUAUCUUCCCAUUUUUCUUCAUCUCUUGGCCAUAGGUGAUAACCUACACCGUAUUUCUUCACUCCUUCUCUAGUGUCUGACUGUUAUAUGCAAUCAAUAUUGGAUCUCUAGCCGGUUAGGUGCAGCUCACUUAUCGAGCCGCUUUCAUGGACGUCUUAACGACGAUGUUGGGAUAGUUUUAAAUAAGUUUAGCCUAGCUUUGCACAGUGCCUUAACCUCGGCGCCAUAUCAGUCUGCAGUGGCUUAGACUCUUAUCGAUCGGAGUUCUUCUUGAAGCAAUUGUCCUACGCAUUGAUAUUCUUUACUACCAUAUGAGUUUUGCCCACGAUGUCUAGAUCCCGACAAAUAGCACCAAGUGGGACAUCCCAGGUUGAAUCGGUGCCUCAACAGCAUAACAAUACAGCAACUGUUCGAGUUCCAGCCACACUCAGACUAAGAGCAGAAAACGAACCAACUGCCGAGUCUAACACUGAGGGCAGAGGCUUGCACCGGCAUAUACGAUGGAGUGAGGAUGUGAUAGAUAACGAAGGUAUGGGGAAAAGGAGCUCUAAAGUAUGCUGCAUCUACCAUAAAGCUCGUCCUGUCGGUGAAAGUAGUUCAGAGUCAGAGUCAGAUUCUAAUUCAUCUGACCCCGAUAGCGAUAAUGAGAUAGAUAAUCCCAGGAACAGCCUGGACCGUUCGUCGGUGCAUCAUAAUACCGACAAUCAUUCCCAUGAGCAAGAAUCUGAACAUGACAGGGAGAGAGGGCGGCUAACACGUUGCCCAAAUCACGGUAACAGAAAGCUUAAGCGGAGGAGACCAAGUCCCAAUGCGUACGAGAAGAUGCCUAAGACGACAAAAGGGCGCUAAAGGAUAUAGCCUUCGUGGUUAUGGCAAAGGGUCGGUCUAAUUUGCAAUACUCAGCAAAAUUUAACUGGUGUAGCAGCUCUCGCAUCUUGUCAGUAUACGUUGUGUAGAGUUAGCCAUUACAGUCGUUCCCAAGAGAUCCGUCUUCUCAGCUGGUUGACAACGAAAAGGCGAUGGGGCUGAGACAAG